AUGCACUUCGCUACUAUCACCACCACUGCCAUGGCAGUCUUUGUCGGGCUCGCCUCUGCGGGCAUCCAAGCCCGCCAGGCACAGCCCACAUGCAACCCUGGCCAGUUCAUCUGCGGCUUCGAGCUUAACACUCUCGGACGUCCCCUUUCGCAGCGUGAAGACGCGAUCCGCCGCAAGCAACUCGAGCCUACCCAGGUCCGCCUCGACGGCCUCUUCCGUUGCGUGACCCCCAGUGCAUCAGCCCCUAACGGCAUCGAGUACGUAUUCGCUUGCCGCAACACUGCUGGCGUUGAAGACCAGGGCCAGUGCAACCCGCAGUUCUCAAAGACUCCUACGGACCCAAACGCGUACUGCCGCAACGGCCCCCCCAACCCGGCUGCGAAGUAG
Messenger RNA from Verticillium alfalfae VaMs.102, 387 nucleotides. RefSeq lists its product with no specific name. The transcript is spliced from 2 exons. The record is from RefSeq and is a predicted model, not a curated record. The coding region runs from base 1 to 387 and encodes 128 amino acids. NCBI's taxonomy places the organism in Eukaryota, Fungi, Ascomycota, Sordariomycetes, Glomerellales, Plectosphaerellaceae.